Molecule: messenger RNA, 261 nt
Organism: Mytilinidion resinicola
Lineage: Eukaryota; Fungi; Ascomycota; Dothideomycetes; Mytilinidiales; Mytilinidiaceae
Exons: 2
Source: RefSeq, a predicted model, not a curated record
GUGGACUCAUUGUGCAUCGUGCAUGACGACAACGAUCUCUUACAGAACGCAAUCAAAAGCAUGGGGGAAAUUUAUCGAAACUCGAUUCUGACUAUCGCUGUCGUAUCAGCAUCAGCUGCUUUUCCUCUACAUCUUGAUCUAAAAGGGUCAAAAUACGAGAGUCGCGCUUGGAUAUACCAAGAGCGACUACUUUCUACGCGAGCCCUCUACAUUACGAAAAGCAUGGCGUAUUACCAUUGCUCAAAGCAUGAGUGGUCGGAA